ACGCACGUGAGAUAAUCGCUAAUCGAGCGUAUAAUUAUUCGUUUCUACGAAUAACGAUCGUCUCUCGAUACGAACGCGACGCUAAUUUAUUACAUCGCGAAUAACGCUCGAGCAAUAUCGUUAACAGUUAAUUAAACGCUUUAGUCGGUCAAAGUAUCGUCGAUACAUAUGACAGUUCAAAUUUCUUAGAAUUUAUCGGCGAGUUGAGAUUCUUGAAAAGUUGUAAAGAUGCGUCGGAAGCGAAUGACUGUUAAAAGUUGUGUCUUCUAUCAUUUAUUCAUAAAUCAUGUACAUAUUCGCUUAAUUGGUGUUUACGAUCGACUUUAAAACCUUUCUCUGUUCGUGUUACGAUAUCAUCAGUUUUAUCAUAAAUGGGCACUGUUGACGGAUCCGGACGACGUGGCUGGUGGCCCCAAAGGUUACUUGAAGUGCGACAUAAGCGUGAUCGGGAAAGGCGACACCGUGAAAAUUCCUCCAAAAAGUGAGAAGGACGAGGACGAUAUCGAGGGUAAUCUCUUGCUACCGGACGGUGUGCCUAUCGAGAGACAAAGGGCCAAGUUUAUCGUGAAGGUGUACAGAGCGGAUGGGCUACCGAAGAUGAACAGCAGCAUUAUGGCGAACGUGAAGAAGGCCUUUACCGGUGAAAUCAAGGAUCUGGUCGAUCCGUACGUUCAAGUGUCCUUCGCCGGACUAACCGGUAAGACGAGCGUUAAAAGGCACAGUUACGCGCCAGUUUGGAACGAGCAGAUCGUCUUCACGGAAAUGUUUCCACCUCUCUGUCAAAGGAUCAAGAUUCAGCUAUGCGACAACGACCCGGUUCACGCGACCGUCAUCGGCACGCAUUUCGUCGAUUUGAAGAAAAUCAGCAACGACGGUGAAAAGGGAUUUCUACCAACUUUUGGACCAGCCUUUAUCCAUUUUUACGGAAGCAUCAGGGAUUACAGUAUCAUAGAUAAGCAUUCCACGUUGAACGCUGGAUUAGGGGAAGGAAUCUCUUACAGAGCAAGAUUAUUAAUAGGCAUUAGGACAGAGAUAAGCGAUAACGUAGAAAUGGCUCCGUCGGAGGUGGAAGUCGAACCCACCAUACCCAUCAACGAAUCCGUUUAUGCCAGGAACGAAGAAUUUUUUCUUUUCGCCACCAUAAUGGACGCCACGAUGGUCGACAAGAAACUCGGCGACAAACCAAUGUAUUUCGAAUUAUCGAUAGGGAAUGCGGGAAACGCUUUAGACGGUCACAACGAAAGCUCCAAGAUAUGCGAAAUGGGACCAAAAAGUGGAACGAGUAGCGAUCAAGAGGAGCUGCAGGAGGUGUUGAGCGGAUCUUGGCAGAGUACCACUCCAGCCUGUAAACCGAUGACGCACGAUAAAAUGUAUUAUUUUUUGCCCUACUGGGAUGACAAACCUUGCCUUCACGUUAGGAGCAUCUGGCCCGACUAUAGGCGUAGAAUGUACAAUAGCAAUAUAAUCAGCAAAAUUUCCGAUAAACUGGAGGAGGGAUUGUCGGAGGCUCAGUCGCACGCCGACGACUGUACAGGCGAGAAAAUUUUAAAGUCUACGUUAGACGAAUUAAGCAGCAACUGUAAUCGAUAUGUGAGCAUCAGUAAAUCGAGUAUCACCGGGCCGGGAGUUGGAAAGACGAAACUCGAUAAAGAGAGGACGAAACUUUGUCAAAGAGAAUUAGAAAGUAUGGGAAUUAUGUCGCGCAAUCUUAAAGCCGUGAUCACUAAGAGUAGCUUCAAGGAAAGACUGAAGACUGCACAGAGCUAUUUACAGAAAUUAAAAUUUCUCGUCGAAGACCCUCAAGAUUCUCUACCGGACGUUUUUAUUUGGGUAAUUAGUUCCGGACGUCGAGUCGCGUAUCAUAGAAUACUCGGAAGAGAUUUAAUAUAUUCGAUCGUCGAUGAAGAAUGUGGCAGAUACUGCGGCAAAGUUCAAACCAUGUUUCUCAAACUUCCAGGGAAAAAACGAUUCGGACCCUCGGGUUGGGCGAUACAAACGAAAUUACAAAUCUACAUGUGGCUGGGUAUCUUGAAGCACAAGAAAUACUUUAUCCAAGGUCUGCCAAAGGGUUACGAACUCAGUCACGAGUUGAGAAACGUGGACAGGCCGCGUGCUUUACCACCCACUGUUAUUCAUUACGUUGAAAAACACAAGUUCCAGUUAAGAGCGCACAUGUAUCAAGCCCGGUCUCUGAUCGGCAGCGAUGCGUCAGGUCUUUCCGAUCCCUUCGCCAGAGUUAUUUGCGGCGAAUUUUCUAACUCUACUCAAGUGAUCGACGAAACUUUGAGUCCUACGUGGGACGAACUACUUCUUUUCGACGACAUCUUGAUUUACGGAACCGACGAAGAAAUUAAGAAGGAUCCACCGUCGAUCGUCGUCGAACUCUUCGAUCAAGACAAAGUGGGGAAAUCGGAGUACAUAGGUCGAGCGGUCGCGCGACCUCACGUGAAACUCGCCUCGGAACCUUACACGCCACCCAAAUUCCCACCUUCGUUAGAAUGGUACGAUGUAACGAGAGGCGCUGCAAGAGCGGGCGAACUUCUUGCCGUUUUCGAGCUACUCGAAUAUUCGCAGACGAAAGAUUACAGCUUUCCCACUUUACCAGACCCGAAGGAAAUACCGAGCCAAACUGCCGUCGCAACUCAGGAUCGGGGACCGAUUCUUCCGGUUCCCGUUGGAAUUCGACCGACUCUCUCCAAGUACCGAAUCGAGGUGCUGUUUUGGGGUCUGAGGGAUUUGAAGAGGAUCCAUCUAAUGACUGUGGACAAGCCUCGAGUAGACGUGGAAUGUGCCGGUCAUAUUCUUUACUCUUCGGUUAUAACAAACGCGAAGAAAAAUCCAAAUUUCAACACACCGGUGAAAUUUUUGGAGUUGGAAUUGCCCGAACAGGAGCUCUAUCGGCCACCUUUGACCAUCAGGGCUGUAGAUUGCAGAAGUUUCGGUCGUUACACUCUCGUUGGAACGCACACGAUAAAUUCGAUCCAUAAGUAUAUGUACCAUCCACAAACGAAGAAGGCGAAGGACGUGGAAGAAAGAAAGAAGAAUCUGUAUCAAUUACAGCAAUACACAGGUUUCGAUACAUCGAAGAUUAAAUUGCAAUACCCGUCUUUGCCAGAGUCUUUGACCGAUCUCGAGUUCGGUAUCGGAGAUGCGACAAUUACUCUAGGUUUGGAACAAGGUUGGCCAACGAAGAAGGACAAAACGGAACAGAAUAUAAAAAAAAAGCAAAGUCUGGUCAACGAUGGAAGCUUGGGUGAUUUCUACACGUUCGAGGACGAGGAUGGUUGUCAAGAUUGGUGGACCAAGUACUUCGCUUCCGUUGAAGCCAUGAUAGAAGAAAACAAGGAACUACGUAGAGAGAAACCAAUGUUUCAAGCACAAGCAAACGGUACCGUCCCGACGUACAUGGAGGAAAAUUACAAUCAAAAUCAAGCGAAUCCGUCGGGCGAGAAGAGUCCUGGCGUUGCAGCGAAAAGAUUGUUUGGCCUAAAGUCGACGGCGAACGCAGCCAGGUUUGUUUCGAAACUGAGCCCUAAGCACACCUAUCGGAAUUUCCCGAAAACGGCGCUGUUGAAAAUUUAUCCGAACGAAUUGGAAGCUCAGCCAGAAUUCGAACAGUUCAAGGAAUGGCUGCACACGUUCGAACUUUACAGAGGAAAGAAAACGGGCGACGAGCCCGAAGACGAAUCCAGAAUAGUGGGAAGCUUUAAAGGGGCCUUAAAAGUUUACAAGUGGCCUCUCCCUAGGGAUUUGAUAGAUCAUACGGUGAUGGGAUUCGACCCGCAAUACGGCUUUUUUCAAGGUGUACCUUCCAACGAACCGAUUCACGUAUUGGUGCGAGUUUAUAUCGUCAAGGCGAACGAUCUUCAUCCUUGCGACCUAAACGGAAAAGCAGAUCCUUACGUCGUUUUGCAACUAGGCGGUAAAAGAAUCAGUGACAAAGAGAAUUACGUGUCGAAACAACUGAAUCCCGUAUUCGGCAAGUGUUUCGAAAUAGAAGCAACCUUCCCGCAAGAUUCGUUGCUGACCGUUCAAGUGUUGGAUUGGGACUUGGUCGGCACAGACGAUAUGAUCGGCGAGACAAAGAUCGACCUGGAAAAUCGAUUUUACAGCCGGCAUCGUGCCACUUGCGGUCUAGCCAAAAAAUACGACGAAUCUAGUUACAAUAAAUGGAGGGACCCGAUGAAACCGACGCAGAUCUUGUCGAAGCUUUGCAAAGAGGGAAAGAUCGAUGGACCGGUAUAUUCCCACGGAAAAGUAACGAUCGGAAGAAAAACGUUCUCUUUGUCGGACGAGGAAAUGGAAUGUUACGUUCAUACAAAAGGCAUAGAAGAACAUCUUGCACUGGCAGUUCUUCACCAAUGGCAUGCUUUUCCAAGAAUCGGUUGUGCUUUGGUCCCCGAGCAUGUGGAAACACGUCCACUUUACAAUCCUGAAAAACCCGGGAUCGAGCAAGGAAAGUUGGAAAUGUGGGUUGACAUGUUCCCUAUGGACAUGCCUUCGCCAGGACCGUCGAUCGAUAUUUCACCGAGAAAACCCAAAAGCUACGAGCUUCGGAUCAUUAUAUGGAACACCGACGACGUUAUACUGGAAGACGAUGCGUUCUUUACUGGCGAAAAAAUGAGCGAUAUUUACGUGAAAGGAUGGCUAAAAGGCCCCGAAGAUUGCCAAUCUACGGACAUUCAUUAUAGAUCGUUAACAGGAGAGGGGAAUUUCAAUUGGCGUUUUAUAUUUCCAUUCGAUUAUCUCGUAGCAGAAGAGAAGAUCGUUAUCAAUCGGAAAGAAAGUCUGUUUAGCUGGGACGAAACUGAAUGCAAGAUUCCUGCUCGUUUGGAAUUACAGGUCUGGGAUGCAGAUCAUUUUUCAGCUGACGACUUUCUGGGUGCUAUUACUCUCGAUUUAAAUCGAUUUCCACGCGGCGCAAAGAACAGCAAGCUUUGUACGUUAAGUAUGCUAAAGACCGAUGGAUCUGUGCCAACCGUAAAUAUUUUCAAACAGAAACGAAUAAAAGGUUGGUGGCCUUUCUACGUCAAAAAGGAAAACGAGGAUAUGGAAUUAACGGGUAAAGUAGAAGCUGAAAUUCAUUUGUUGACCAAAGAAGAGGCUGAGAAAAAUCCUGCAGGAUUUGGAAGGAACGAGCCUGAUCCGCUUGACAAACCCAAUAGGCCAGAUGCAUCUUUCAUGUGGUUUUUGAACCCUUUGAAAUCUGUUAAAUAUAUAGUAUGGCACAACUACAAAUGGGCAAUUCUGAAAGCUAUAGUAGCAAUUGCCUUAAUAAUAGUCGUAUUAUUGUUCUUUUACUCGAUACCUGGUUAUUCCGUUAAAAAGUUAUUGGGAGCUUAGAAAUGUCGCUUGCUGAUUUUGUUGCUUCGUACGCUCAUGAUAUCUGAAAUAUGGAAAAUGAUAUUUUGAUAAGAAAGUAACAGAGGACUAACUUUGCGGAUAAACUAUUGUUUAAUACUUUAUAGAUGUAACUUUAAAUUUCUCAAAGUUAGUUUCGUUGUAUCGAUAUAUUAUGUAAAGCCUACUUUUUCAUUUCAUAUUUGCAUAUCUCGUGCUCAUUUUAUCAUAUAAAUUUGAUAGGCCUCAAUAUCUAAGCUAUCCAAAAUUCUAUGAAUUUUCAACGACUUAAAUAUUUCUUCCUUUUGCCAACAAUUUUAAAUAGCAAAAUAAAAACUGAUUAUGCUUCUAGAUGAAAGAGCUCUUUUUAAUAAAUAAUUGCUGUAUAGUGGACCAACGAAACAGUAAUAAAAGCUAAUGUAUAUAUAAAGAGCAAUACAAUAAAUAAUUAGAAAUUAUUAGAUGCAGAACAGUAAUGCGUGUAGUAUAUACUGUUUUUACUUAUCAAGUAUUUCGUUAAAAAUAUUGUAUUCUAUUUUGUUGUAAAUAGAUAAUUUAACACGUUCGUUUAACACGUCGGCGCGUACCACCAAAAAUGUAGUUCGUUUAGUAAUUAGAAAAAAUUUUCAUAUAGUUGAAAAUUUAAAUAAUGGAAAUUUAACGUGUAUUAAUUGAAAAAAGUAAGAUUUAUUUAAAAACAAAAUAAUUCAAUAUUAUAAACUUAUUAUAAACAUGAAUACGAGCGCCACCCCACGACGAGAAACACAAAUAGCAACGCCGUCAUGAACGUGUUAAUAUAUAUAUAUAUAACAUGUAUUCAAAGGAAUGAAUAAAAUAUUAAUUAAACACUGA
Molecule: messenger RNA, 6192 nt
Organism: Bombus pyrosoma
Lineage: Eukaryota; Metazoa; Arthropoda; Insecta; Hymenoptera; Apidae
Product: otoferlin-like
Exons: 20
Coding region: 598-5343 (1581 amino acids)
Biological process (GO): plasma membrane organization
Cellular component (GO): membrane
Source: RefSeq, a predicted model, not a curated record